Molecule: messenger RNA, 921 nt
Organism: Blumeria graminis f. sp. triticale
Lineage: Eukaryota; Fungi; Ascomycota; Leotiomycetes; Helotiales; Erysiphaceae
Source: the annotation of a GenBank genome assembly
AUGAAUGUUUCCAGGGUCCUCACGCAACACGUUUAUAGACGGGCUCUACAUGAAUUUAAAACCGCUCGCAAUUGCCUCUGUAUACACCAGGCUCGAUUCAACGACUUGGCGCGAGGCCAAAACAGAAGUUAUCAAGGUCACUCAAAUCCUACACCCAAUCGUAGUCCAAUCCAGGUUUGGCCAUUCAUUGCGAUCACUUUGGUAGGAACAGGUUCAUACAUGUUGAUGGUAAACAGUAGGAAAGAAAUGCCGCCCCAGUCUACCUCGACUACCUCGCCCCUCUCUAAUGAAAAAAAGACACCUCGCUUUUCCCCAGACCUUGUAACGGUAAUAUUUGUGCUUGGUGGACCAGGUGCUGGUAAGGGGACCCAGUGCGGAAACCUAGUGCGCGACUAUCAUUUCACACAUCUCUCUGCCGGGGAUCUAUUACGGGCAGAACAGGCACGCGAGGGCUCAAAAUUUGGGGAGAUGAUCAGAGGUUACAUCAAAGAAGGCUUAAUUGUGCCGAUGGAGGUAACAAUUCAAUUGCUCGAAAACGCUAUGGCUGAAGCAAUAGAAAAACGUCCCGAUGGUCAGGGAAAAUUCUUGAUUGAUGGAUUUCCGCGGAAAAUGGAUCAGGCCCUAAUGUUUGAGCAGACGGUUUGUCCGUGCAAGUUUGUAUUGUUCUUUGAUUGUCCGGAAGAAGAGAUGCAACGCCGUCUCUUAGAACGUGGUAAGACCAGUGGUCGAUCGGAUGAUAAUGCAGAAAGCAUCAAAAAAAGGUUUCAAACUUUUGAACAGACCAGCAUGCCGGUCGUCGAUUAUUUCAAUUCUCAGAAUCGUGUUGUGAAAGUCACGGCAACUGGUCGUCCUGAAGAGGUAUACAAAAAAACUCAGGAGACACUUCAACACCGCUUAGACCAAAAAUUGCUUGUUGCUUGA